GGCGGGUCCCUGCGGGCGGCAUGAAGACGCCGGGGCGGCGGCGGGCGCUGGUACGUUGUACCGCCUUGACCCUCUCUCUCCUUCUCCCAAGGAGGGGCUGCGGGACGACGCCCUCACCCCCAGCCGCCGCCCUCGGAGGGAGUCAAGCUAAUUUGCACUUGAAGGUUACUUGGGGAAUCAAGCUGGAAGUCUUCUGAAAAGCUGACCAUUUGCUUCCUGGCUGCUGGGAAAAGAUUUUGCUUUCAGGUUAUUUGAGAUGGUGAUUUGAAGAAUCAGAUUUCCGAUAUGAACAAAGUAAAAACAUCAUCUGAAAAAAGGAUGUUCUUUGCUCUAUUGAGUUGUUUCUAGCUUUGAAACUACAUUGAGUUCGUUGUGAGACCAAUGAUACACCACAAUGGAAAUUAUAUAUACACAUGUACACACGCUAACUGAAAAGCAGCAGUUCUCUGACACAUCGGCUUGUAUUGUUUCUGCAAAUUCUCGGACUACGUCUCUGCUGUCACAGCUGGAAAAGAUCAAUUUAGACUCUGUAUUAGGAGAAGCAGACAAUGCCAGAUACAUUACCUCAAAGAUCCUUCAUCUGGUUCAGAGUCAAGAAAAAACUAGGAAGGAGAUGACCUCUAAGGGUUCCACUGGAAUAGAAGUUAUCCUGUCAACCUUAGAGAAUACAAAAGAUCCUCAAACUAUUCUAAAUAUAUUGAGUAUUCUCAUUGAGAUAGUCUCAGUUGGUGGUGGUCGCAGGGCAAGUGUCUUAGUCACAAAAGGAGGGACACAGAUCUUACUGCAGCUGCUUUUGACUGCCAGCAAAGACUGUCCACCAAAUGAAGAAUUAAUGGUGCUUCUUCAUACUCUACUUGCAAAAAUUGGUCCAAAAGACAAAAAAAUUGGCAUGAAAGCAAGAAUUAAUGGCGUCUUAAACAUAUCAUUGAAUUUAGUGAAGCAGAAUUUGCAAAAUCACAAGCUGAUAUUGCCGUGUCUUCAAGUAUUAAGAGUUUACUCAACUAACUCUGUAAAUGCAGUGUCCUUGGGAAAGAACGGAGUAGUAGAACUGUUGUUCAAGAUCAUUGGCCCUUUUACUAAAAGGAACACAAGCCUUAUGAAGGUUGCUUUAGACACACUUGCUGCAUUGCUAAAAUCAAAAACAAAUGCCAGGAGGGCAGUAGACAGAGGAUAUGUGCAGGUGCUUUUAACGAUUUAUGUUGAUUGGCACAGUCAUGACAGUCGACACAGAUACAUGCUGAUACGUAAAGGAGUUUUACAGUGCAUUAAAAGUGUUACAAACAUCAAAUUGGGAAGAAAAGCAUUCAUUGAUGCCAAUGGAAUGAAAAUUCUUUACACCACUUCACAAGAGUGCCUUGCAGUAAGAACUCUUGAUCCCCUUGUCAACACAUCCAGCCUAAUAAUGAGAAAAUGUUUUCCUAAAAAUCGUCUUCCUUUACCAACUAUUAAAAGUGCUUUCCAUUUCCAACUCCCAGUUAUUCCUGCCAGUGGUCCUGUGGCUCAGCUGUACAAUUUGCCUCCUGAUGUGGAUGAUGUAGUAGAUGAAAGUGAUGAUAAUGAUGAUGCUGAAACAGAAUCAGAAAUUGAAACUGAAAAUGAUGAUGACAAGGACCAACAUUUUAAGAAUGAUGAUAUUGAAACUGAUAUUAAUAAACUGAAACCUAGACAGGAAUUGGGAAGACCCAUAGAAGAACUGAAAAUGUACGAGCACUUUUUCCCAGAACUUACAGAGAAGUUUCAGAAAUAUGACUUAAUUUCCAAGGAACCAAAGUCUUUUGUACCUGAUGCAAAUCUAGGUGGACCUAUUGUUGUUCCUACAGCAGAAGAGGAGCACUCUGCUGACGCAAACCGGUCAACCAAAGGAAUUCCUUUGAAGGAGAGCAAUCCUUUAUUGACAGAGGAAUACAAUAGAAGGCCAACCUAUCUGAGACUACCAAAGAAAGAUAGUAUCGAAGACAGUAGUUUACAACAGCAAAAUGAUCAAAGAAACCUGCUUCCAUCCUGCCAGUGUCUAAGCCAAGAAAUUGUGAAAGGCUUGGACAGAAUCAGUCUGCAGAACAAUGGAAAAAAUGAUCAGUAUUAUGGUACGGGGUGUGCAAUAAAGAAAGAAAGCAGAACUAGCCUUACUCCACUUCCUUGUAAUAAACCUUGUGAACAUGCUUCACCUUGUGGAAGCAGCCUCUUUGAAGGAUCCUCUGUACAGCUGGGAAAACUCUGCUGCACUGGAGUGGAUUCAGAGGAGGAGGAUUCCAGAUCUAGUUCAUCAGGGGAACAAGUGAUGCUUGAGGUUUCUGAUGUGUCACCAGUUCAUGACUGUGAUCUUUAUAUUGAAAUGGUAAAAACCACAAAAUCAAUUCCUGAAUAUUCAGAAGUGGCCUAUCCUGAUUAUUUUGGCCAUAUUCCUCCCCCAUUUAAGGAGCCUGUUUUAGAAAGGCCAUACGGGGUGCAGAGGACAAAAAUCUCUCAAGAUAUUGAGAGACUGAUUCAUCAGAAUGACAUUAUAGACCGAGUUGUGUAUGACCUUGAUAAUACGAGUUUUUCGGUACCAGAGGAGGCAGAUGUUUUGAAGUUUAAUUCCAAAUUUGAAUCUGGAAACUUGCGCAAAGUUAUUCAGAUCAGAAAAAACGAGUAUGAUCUAAUUCUGAACUCGGAUAUAAAUAGCAAUCAUUAUCAUCAAUGGUUUUACUUUGAAGUCAGUGGAAUGAAAACUGGUGUUGGUUACCGGUUUAACAUCAUCAACUGUGAAAAGUCAAAUAGUCAGUUUAACUACGGUAUGCAGCCUCUCAUGUAUUCUGUUCAAGAAGCAUUAAAUUCUCGACCGUAUUGGACUCGUGUUGGGACAGAUAUUUGUUACUAUAAGAAUCACUUUUCAAGAAGUUCAAUUGCUGCUGGAGGUCAGAAAGGAAAAUCUUAUUACACAAUUACUUUCACAGUGACUUUCCAACACAAAGAUGAUGUCUGUUACUUUGCUUACCAUUAUCCAUAUACAUACUCAACUUUAAAGAUGCAUCUUCAGAAGCUGGAAUCUAUGCACAACCCUCAACAGAUAUAUUUUAGACAAGACAUUCUCUGUGAGACACUGGCUGGCAACAGUUGUCCUUUAGUCACUAUUACAGCCAUGCCAGAAUCCAGCUACUAUGAACAUAUCUCUCAAUUCAGGAAUCGUCCUUACAUUUUCCUAUCUGCUCGUGUACAUCCUGGGGAGACUAAUGCAAGCUGGGUCAUGAAGGGAACGCUGGAAUACCUUAUGAGCAAUAAUCCAAGUGCCCAAUGUUUACGAGAAUCGUAUAUUUUCAAAAUUAUUCCAAUGCUCAAUCCAGAUGGUGUCAUCAAUGGAAACCACCGUUGCUCUUUAAGUGGAGAAGAUUUAAACAGACAGUGGCAAAAUCCAAAUCCAGAUCUACAUCCCACUAUUUACCAUGCUAAAGGGUUACUGCAAUAUCUGGCUGCUAUAAAACGUUUACCUUUGGUCUACUGUGAUUAUCAUGGUCACUCUCGUAAAAAGAACGUGUUUAUGUAUGGCUGCAGCAUUAAAGAGACAAUGUGGCACACAAAUGUUAAUGCUGCCUCUUGUGACCUGGUGGAAGACCCUGGUUACAGGGUACUCCCUAAAAUUCUGAGUCAAACUGCCCCAGCAUUCUGCAUGGGCAGCUGCAGCUUUGUAGUGGAAAAGUCCAAGGAAUCAACAGCUCGAGUUGUCGUCUGGAGAGAAAUAGGAGUACAGAGGAGCUAUACUAUGGAGAGCACUUUAUGUGGAUGUGACCAGGGCAAAUAUAAGGGAUUGCAGAUAGGGACCAGAGAACUGGAGGAAAUGGGAGCAAAGUUCUGUGUUGGCUUACUGCGUUUAAAAAGAAUGGCCUCACCUUUGGAAUACAGUCUUCCUUCUGGUCUGCUGGAUAUUGAAAAUGAUCUGAUCGAGUCAAGCUGUAAAGUGACAAGCCCCACUACAUACGUUUUGGAUGAAGAUGAGCCUCGCUUCCUUGAAGAAAUUGAUUACAGUGCAGAGAGUAAUGAUGAUCAAGAUACUGAAUUAGCUGAUAAUAUGGGUGAUUAUGAGGCAUCUAAUCAAGAAGAUGGACUUUCAGACUCAGAUUCAACAAGGAUACUCCUUUCUUGAACCAUCUUUGCAGCCAGUAACAGGAAAUUCAGUAUUCUAGAAUUUCAUAGUCAAAUAACUUUAUUACUUUUGUCUACCAAGGGGAUACACUUAAGGAAACACAGAUAACUGAGGCCUGCCUAGCUCAAGGACAAUAAAUAUUUCUGAUAAGAUGGCAUUUGUUCUAUUGAAGGAGUUCUGUGUUUUCUUUUAGCACUAAAUAGAUAAAUUUAUUUACUGGUUCAUUUUCUACUAAGUAGCACUGCAUGGCAUUUUGUGUCCUUCAGCCCUGUCUUCAGAAAAAUGGAUUAUCAUUUGUGGUGUGUCAGAGUACAGAAACUAAUUCUUUGUGGUACAAUUCUUUGAGUUGCUUCCUGAAAAAUACGUAUGUACAGAUUUUCUAAAUUUAUUUAUGUGUGUAUAUGCGCGUGUGUAUACUGAGGUGAAGAGGUUAUUUUUCAACUUUAUUUCAAAGAUACUUGACUGUGUUUGAAGUAAUGUAGUGCCUGCUCUGGAAUCAUUCAAUAAUUACACAAUUAAAAAUUAAGAAGUGAAUUGCUGCACUUGCUUCUGAGGAUUAUAUGGUUUUGCCACACUAGUAGGUGAAAAUAGGUUAUGUCUGUUCACAGUUCAAGAAUUUUGCAGUGACCAAUGCAGCCUGUUUUUUCAAGAGCUAUACACUUGUAUAAAACUCUUUCCCAUUGAACAGGCAGUUUAAUAUGAGGAGGGCUUUUUUUAAGUGUACCUGACUACAAGAAGUGGUCAGAUCUGUGCACUGUAUGUAUGUUCAGCUACCCAGUUGCUCAAUUUUUCUUGUUCAAUACGCAUGUAGUUAAAAAGAGGUCAUUUUACUGGGGGUGCAUUAACUAUAUACCCAAUUCAAAUGCUUUAAGAAGUAAAGUGGGUUUUGGUUUAAACAUCUUUCACCUGGUCUCAGUCCCAUGUUAACCUCGCUCUGAGGAGGAGUUUGGACCGUAACUUCCAGCCUGAAUAAUUACUCUGUAAACGUGUAUUCUUACAAGCUGUCAGACAUGAGACUUAUAUUUAUUCAUCUUCUCCUGUCAUUUACUAAUUUUUACUGCCUCUUGCCUCUGUUCAAAGUAAGAUCUGAUAGAGAAAUUAAGUUGUACCCCGUUGUUUACGAACCUUAAAUAUUUGCAUAUAUUUUGCAAAAUUAUUUUUGUGACCCAAUUGUGGCAUUCAUUUUCUGAUGCAUGUGCAAGGGCUUCAAGAGCGUGAAAAGUAACACUUCUAAGUUGCAGCAGUUUUUUAAACCAGUGCGAACUUUGUUUACUGUUGCAAAUAAAACUGUGUUUUGGAGGGGAAGGGUGCUUUUGGUAGAAGAGUUGGAAAAGAAAUUGAAGACCAUUAACUGUAUCAAUGGUUCUGUGUUGGGAGAUGGCUUUUCACCAGUAUUUGCUUUUUAAAAGCAUCAUUGUCUGGUGAUGGUCAUCCCAUGCCAUCCCGAUUCUGAAACUGGAGAAGAGUUUUUGAUCCCUUGGGUUAUGCUACUGUAUUUUGUUGAAAGGCUUGAAUUUAUAUUAAAAGUAACACAUUUUAUCAGAGGUAGGGGUAUAGAGGAAACAUUUUCAUUCCUGUUCCUUUAUAAAUUUCUCUCUAGUGAAAAUGACCAUUCUCUAUGUUCUGUGAACUACAUACUGUAAAUAAGAAAAUUUAAUACCCUGUUGAAGGGGAGCGGUCUUCAUUGAAUCUGUAGAAGAAUUUUGGAAUCUGCUGAACAGAAGGAUUAACCUUGUCAGAAAAUUUGAAUUGCCUUUAAGUCAGCCCACUGAGAGCAGUGCAGAGUGCUCAUACUGCUGUGUCACUUUUAUUCUAGAUAUCUGCAUAAAUAGCUCUUCAUCCUUAAGGACUUAUACUUAAGUCUCUUACUUAAAUAAUUUUGAGUUAAAUUUCAGGAAUUGCAGGAUGGUGCAGAAUUAACAAAAUUAACUUUUCAUCUUGAGCAAAUAUGCAUAGGUGUUGUUCUCAUGUCUUCCACAGCUUUUAGUCUGUGAAGGAGGAGUUAUUAAUGACUUGGAUAAGGGCUUAGGGUAACAGAGACUUCCCUAAAACAAUAAUAUUGAGUUUAUACAUUAGAUUCUAAUGCACUUCUGCAUUAGAUUAGAUGUAUGUGUUUGAUUAAAUGAGAUGUCAAUCUGGCAGUUGUGGUCUGAACUUCUCUAGUACCAGUGCAGUUCUGAUGAAGAGUGAAAGUUCGUCCUUAUCUUACAUAUUGUUGAAAAUGCAAAGCCCCUUAUUUCUUGCAGCACUUGUUAAUGUACCCUCUGAAAGGCAAUGUUCCCAUUUGCACUCACAAGGAUGCCAGUUUGUGGGAAGAACUGCUGCAGUGGUAGCCGAUUCAUACUGUUUAAUCCCUUCUCUACUACAUGUUGCCAUUGUUACAGACACAUACUGGUACUGCCUGUUAUCUGUUUCAGUGGAAAGUCUGGUAUUUAGCUGAAAAUGGGGUAGCUUAGGCUUGUGCACACGCUUCAUUCUGUUACUAGGACGUUCACUCCAAAUAAAUAGGGAGAAUGGAUAGCAAAGAAUGACAUCUUCUUGAAUUGUCACAAAUCAGUCAUCUAGCGUGAUCCCAGACAAUUGACUGUUUUUAUUUUAUGCAUUGGCAUUCCAAUGUGUUUCUGGUUUUAAAUGAUGCUCUUUACUGUAAGCAUGACUGAUCCUGUAUGGUCAGAGAAGAUAUUCUUUUAUCUUUUUCCAGUAAUAGCCACAAAUAAGGUUAUAAAAAUUAAUUACGUCUAUGCCAUUUACUGUCUUGCUUCUAAAUAAUUGCCAGAUGAUUAAUUACUUUAUUCUUUUUCCAGUUAUAAUUCAAGUUGCAACACUAAUUUUGGUAUUGUCUUCACUGGUGACGUCCCCUGGUGUAAUGUAGCUUACAGCUUAAUCCUGGAACAAAGUUUGUGCCAAAAUCUUGCCUGGCGGUUUUUUGGAGGUGAAUUGCUUUCAGCCUGACUUAUCAGGGAGAACUGGUCAAAUUUGAAUGUCAAAUAAGACUGCAGUGGCAGUAACCACUGUUUACACAAUGCAAAAAUCCAAGGUUUCAGAUAGUUUCUGUUGUAAUGCUGUGAUAGAUAUAAUUGUUGCAGUGUUAAUGCAUGCCCCAAUUAACAAUACUUAUUAAUCAAAAUACGUAAUAAAGAAUUAAUUACAAUCACUUUGCUUUCCUAUUAUUGAUUAGAAAUGUUUAAAAGAUUUAUUGUAGCACUUGCAGCAAUGUGCCUACCUGUAAGAACUGGAGUGUGCUUAGCAUUUCAAAAAAGGAGGAUGUUUUUGUUCUCUCUUUGUCAAGUUAAGGUCACUGUUCUGCAGGUUUAGAGUACCAUUUGUAUAUUAGUAGAUUGAAAUAUAACUCUUUAAAAAGCUUAAUAUUUAUCAAUUUAUGUAAAACUUAUAAAGACUUUGGAUGAACCAAAAUGAAGGCCAUGGUAGAGCACAGAGUGUCUUUCAUACAGCUAAAAGACUUCUAGUCUGAUCUAGGAAAGGUAUAAGUUAAUUCUUCAAUAAGUCAUCCCCUUAAAUUCAACCCGGACUGCAGUUGAGGACUAACUUAGUAUUUAUAUUCUUGCAGUAGCAGUUUUAACAUUUGAGACAAUGUUUUAGGGAAAGCUUAAGAUAUGAGCAGGUGUUUUAGUUGCAUGGAGCUGUCUGAAAAGAGCAAGUGGUUACUAGGAAUUGUCAGUGUCACUUUUGCGGAUACAUAUAUGAUUUCCUUAACUGUGUUUGUCACAUUAAAGUUAAAAGCUUCCUUCACAAGCUCAAUUAUCCAGACUGUUGCAGGUUAUAGAUAAAUCACUGUGACUUUUAAAUUAGGAUAUCUUUCUUAAUGUUUCUAAGGUGAUCAGGAUGUAAAACAUUUGAGUUGUUACCUUGCAUCAUCUUUGCUUAAAUAAAUUAACUGUAAUUUGCUCUGAAAGAGGGGCUUCAGAAUAUAAAAUGCUAAAUAGCUUUGAUACCUUGUAAAGAAUAUAUUGUCUUAAAUUAUGUAUGACCUGACUAUUUUUAGUAGUAUCAUGCAGAGAAUUUGUUUAGUCUCUGUAAAGUACUCCACAACUAUUAAACACACCCCCUUAAUUCUUCUGUUAGAAAAAGUUAGGUGCCAUCUUUUUUUUAAACAUGAUAUUGUUAGUGCAGUUUCUGAAGCAGUUGAAGAACCAUUGCUGAAAAUCACGGGUUUAGCAACAAAAGAAAUGGCACGCUAUAGGAUUUGUUGAUCCAAAAUAUGUGGUUACUAAAUGCCAACCAGCUGCUGCUUUUUGCUGCCUAUGCGGCAUUCUUACCACGAGAUAUUUAUGCUUAGUGUGUGCCUUUCUUUCUUGGAAUGGGGUUAUUUAGUAUGCAUCAUUUUUCAUGGUAGAUUGGAGAACACAUGCUUAAACUAGCAGCACUACAUAGCAUUACUGGAAUUUUUCACUGGGCUGAAUGAUAAAUAAUAAAAGAAC
Molecule: messenger RNA, 8556 nt
Organism: Cuculus canorus (common cuckoo)
Lineage: Eukaryota; Metazoa; Chordata; Aves; Cuculiformes; Cuculidae
Gene: AGTPBP1
Product: ATP/GTP binding carboxypeptidase 1
Exons: 28
Coding region: 395-4117 (1240 amino acids)
Biological process (GO): C-terminal protein deglutamylation; protein side chain deglutamylation; proteolysis
Molecular function (GO): zinc ion binding; metallocarboxypeptidase activity
Source: RefSeq, a predicted model, not a curated record